CCGGUGCUCCACAGGGUUGGAAAACGCAGCCCGAACAGUGUCUCAGCGCAGAGACCGAGAACACGCCGAUAGACGUUCUUCGCAACACACACACACUCAGGAAAGAGAGCCCAAGGAUGGGUGGUGUUUCGUUACUGGCGGCAUGCUUGCUGCUGGUAGCCCCCAGUAUUCAAUUCCAGCGAGGGGCUGUCGAGCGAAGGCCGACGAGCCAAUAUGAGCGCGAAGAGACAUCGCAGGUGCUGGAAAAGCUGCAGCUCGGCGACGGCCACUUGGGAAACAAGAGGCUGCCGUUGCGAGCGGCUGUCGAGCACCAUUUGACUGCACAAGAAAGAGCUCAGCAACAUAUUCCAUUGCGAGAGGCUGUCGAAAGCAGACCCGAAUUUGUUGUGAGCUCCGAAAGAAUCGCGUUGCCUUACACAUUGGACUCUGCGGAAAAUUUGGAAUCGGACAACGAAGCUCCGCAAACACCAGGCCAAGAGCGUUAUCCAACUGGAAUCAGCUCGAUUGGUGAUUAUCGCGUUGUUUGCUAUUUGGAGAGUUGGGCUGCGCACAGAAAAGAGCCGAUGAAGUUUUUCACCAAGGAAUUCAAUCCACAUGCGUGCACGCACCUUAUUUAUGCGUUUGCUUCUUUGGAUCCUCACUCUUUAAAAAUAGUGCCCCAGGACGAGGAGUUUGACAUUGUCAAAGGUGGAUACAAAGCUGUGAUGCAACUGAAAGAAAUCAACCCCAACCUUAAGGUUCUCAUCUCGCUCGGAGGUUGGGUUGAAGCCGCAAGACGUUACUCGGAAAUGGCCAGCAGUGCCUCAAGUCGUCGCGAAUUCAUCCGCUCUGUGGACCACUUCCUCGACAAGCACGAAUUCGACGGUCUUGACCUCUUCUGGGAAUUCCCUGGUGCCAAGGAUCUGGGCGCCAAGGCCACCGACAAGGAAAACUUUGUGCUCUUGGCCGAGGCCCUGUCAGAAGUUUUCGCUCCCAAGGGCCGGCUGCUGUCGGCCGCUGUUUCACCCUCUCGCUUCAGAAUCGAGGACGGCUACAACGUGCCUGAACUGUCUAGAUAUUUGGACUUUUUUAACGUCAUGAGUUAUGACUUGCUUGACGAGAGAGACAAGGCUGCGUAUCAUCCCUCUCCGCUGUUCAGGAGGUCCCAUGACCAAGGCAUCGGUGUGUUUUUGAAUGUUGACUACGCCAUUUCUUACUGGCUUAAAAAGGGAGUUCCUAGCAGGAAGAUCAUCAUGGGCCUGCCAUUUUUCGGCCGAUCAUUUACCCUGGAGGAUCCUAAUGUGAAUGCUCCUGGAUCUCCAAUUGCUGGCCCCGGAAUGGAGGGAAAAUACACUUUGCAACGAGGAUUCCUUUCCUAUUUUGAAAUUUGUGAGAGACUGGCAGAAGGAAAAGGUGAAGAGCAUUGGAUGCAAUAUAUGGAUGAAGUGGGAAGUCCUUACAUGGUUCAAAAGGACCAAUGGGUUGGAUUUGACAAUCCAACGAGCAUUAAAACCAAGAUGGAAUAUGUUAAAAAGUACAAUUUGGGAGGCGCUAUGGUUUGGGCUGUAGAUAUGGACGACUUCAUUGGAUUCUGCGGCAAGAAAUAUCCGCUCCUCUCAGCUAUUAACGAGGGCCUCAAAGAAAAAACUGACGCUCCGACAACAGCAGCGCCAAUCAUCGCUGAAGUGACCCCGGCGCCUGCACCGGCUCCAACGCAGCACCCAAUUGAAGCGGUCGAGGCUGAAUUAGUCGUGCCCACGCCCGGCCAAGAAAUUGUUUCCAUUGGACCUGGAAACUCUUGCAGAGGUCACGGCUACGCUCGAGAGCCUACAAAUUGUCGCGUUUACUACAGAUGCGAGUGGGGAGUGAAAACGACCUAUGUUUGUCCUGAAGGACUUCAUUAUGAUGCAGAGCUGCAACUGUGCAACUGGCCCGAGAAGGCUCGUUGUGAGCAGGUGAUUUUAAUUCCCGAAAAGUACGUUUUGACGCCUCUGCAGCAGUUUUUGGUCAAAUUCUCUGUACCUCACUACCCAGUUCAGCAUAGCACAAUUGUUUCACAGCGUCAAACCGGCAUUGAUUGCUCCACGGAUGGUCUUUACAGCGACCCUACAAGCCAAAGCUACAUUUUGUGUCAAAACCAACGGAGUUACUCUAUAAGCUGCCAAGAGGGAUUUACCUACAACCUUGGCACAAACCUUUGCGAGCAAGAAACUGAAAAGGUCGCAAGCAAUGUUUUCGUGAAAUCUGCCGUGCAAAUGUCUGAGCAACUGAAAAUCGACUCGCACAACACACUGAAUAAAAAUCGUCCAAGUGUAAAGAAAAAUGACAAAGGCUACAAGGUCGUCUGCUACUUUACCAACUGGGCGUGGUAUCGCAAAGACGAUGCGAAAUUCGUGCCAGAGCACCUCGACCACAGGCUUUGCACUCACAUAGUCUACGCGUUUGCUGCCCUGGAACCACAUGAUCUCAGAAUUAUUCCAUCUGACCCGUGGACCGACUAUGAAAACAAUUUCUAUCAACGAGUUACUUCCGUUGCUGAGCCUCGUCGAGGGGAUGCUAACGUCAAAAUUUUGCUCUCGUUGGGAGGCUGGACUGAUUCUUCUGGAGACAAAUAUUCGCGUAUGGUCGGCAAUGAAGCAUCACGCAGAAAGUUUAUCUCGGACACAGUCAACUAUUUGAAAUCGCAUAACUUUGGAGGUCUUCACCUCGACUGGUACUAUCCCCGCUGCUGGCAGUCAAACUGCGGAAAGGGACCUGUGUCUGACAAGGACAAUUUCGCCAAGCUCAUCAAAGAACUGCGAGAAGAAUUCAACAAGCAGAGCCCCCCGCUAGAACUGGCCGUGGCAAUUUCUGGUUACAAAGAGGUUCUGGACGUUGCUUACAAUGUCCCUGAAAUCAGCAAGAACGUUGAUUUUAUGUCCGUGAUGACCUACGACUACCACGGCGCUUGGGAAAAGAAAACUGGCCACGUGAGCCCGCUGUUUUACAGGCAGGGCGACCGAUUCCCCCAUUACAACACGAAUUUCACUCUGGAGUAUUUGGUGUCGAUGGGAGCUGACCGUGAUAAGGUCAUCAUGGGAAUUCCGCUUUAUGGACAAACCUACACUCUUGACGAUAGCAAGAAUAAUGAUGUUGGUGCUCCAUCAUUCGGACCUGGCGAACCAGGCGAGUUCACGAAACAACCUGGAAUGCUUGCUUACUUCGAAGUUUGUGAAAAAAUUCGCUCACAGAACUGGCGAGUUGUCAGAGACAAGUUUGGGGCUCACGGGCCUUACGCUUAUUCUGGAGAUCAGUGGGUUGGCUACGAGGAUAUCGACUCUAUUCAAGAAAAGGGCCGCUAUAUUCGCAAUAUGGGAUACGGUGGCGCAAUGGUCUGGACUGUGGACUUGGACGACUUCACCAACCGUUGCUGCAAAGGCACCUUCCCUCUGCUAAAGGCGAUUAAUAGGAUCUUUGAGCGCAUACCCACUGACUCAAGGCCUGCAGUGGACUGCACGAAGCCGCCACAGCCCAUCACGCCUGCUCCACCAACGCUGACAACCGGAGUGGACACAGGAGCCGAAAUGACCACCACACCAAUGACCCAGAAGCCAGCCGAAAUUAGCCCCACCACCAGCCCUUGGUGGACACAGCCGACGACCGCGGCGACCGCACCAACGACUCAGUCGACCACCACCCCCACCACUACCACCACCACCACCACUACUACCACUACCACAACCACAACUACCACGCCCAGACCGACUACCACAGGCACCAGUUCGACCUGGUGGCCUCAACCGACCACAACGACCUCAACUCCGGUUUCCAGUACAGCUGGAAGCAACGAAGAUUUGCUGAACAAACCUUGCGAGCCUGGUGAGCACCACGCUGACAGGCAGAGCUGUAAUGCCUACUACAGGUGUAUUCUUGGACAACUGAAACGAGAGUCCUGCGCUGGAGGCCUCCACUGGAACCCCACUCUGCAUGCUUGCGACUGGCCCAAGAAGGCGGGAUGUGAAGCAGAAAAUGUGCCGACAACAAGUGCACCUUGGUGGCCUCAGCAACCGCCGACCAUGCAAACGACGACUACAGAGAGACCAAAUGAAUGGUGGACACCCAGUACGACAGAAAUGUCACAACAAAUUAUUGAGGGUAGACCAACCUACGCGCCUCCUAAGGCUUGCACAUCGGGAUCGUACGAGGCCGAUCCUAGUGACUGUGCAAAGUUCUUCAUUUGCGUCAAUGGUCGGCAAAACGGCCAGAAUUGCGCUAGUGGUCUGUACUGGAAUCAAGAAAAGAAAUACUGCGACUGGCCGAGCAAUGUUCAGUGCGGCGCAAGGAGCGAGACUGAAUUCGAAGAAUUUUUCGAAGAACAAAAAGCUGAGGAUUUGCGACUGAUUGAGGGAGAUUCGUGCUCCAAAGAUUUCAUGAGGGAUAAAAGUGACUGCUCCGUUUUCUAUAGAUGUGAAAACGGUAAGAUUUUGUCUGUAGGACGCUGCGCAGAUGGCCUCCACUUUAACGAGGUGCAACAAAAUUGUGACUGGCCAGCUAAUGUCGGCUGCACUUCCUCUGGUGGAGAUUCAAUCUCCUCAUCAGGUUCCUCGACCAUGAGGCCUGUGGCUUCAACUGUCAACCUCCCGAAACCAACUGAGAGCUGGACACAUGAGCCACCUAAGGUCACCACAACGACCAUUGCUCCUUUAGUUAACGACCCCGCGCCGGCACCUUGCACUGGAAAGUGUCUCAUGGUUUGCUAUUUCACCAACUGGGCCUGGUACCGCCAAGGAACUGGCAAAUAUUUCCCUGAGGACAUUGACCCUUCACUGUGUACCCAUAUUGUUUACGGAUUCGCAGUCCUUGAUUACGAGAACCUCAUAAUUAAAAUGCACGAUUCCUGGGCUGACGUGGAUAACAGAUUCUACGAAAGAGUAACUGAAUUCAAGAAAUUCGGCAAGAAAGUCCUUAUUGCAAUUGGUGGGUGGAACGACUCUGCUGGAGACAAAUAUUCGAGACUUGUGAACAGUCCUGCCUCGAGGAAGCGCUUCAUCAAACACGUGAUUGAAUUCAUGCAAAAGUACAACUUUGACGGUCUUGAUUUGGACUGGGAAUAUCCCAAGUGCUGGCAGGUCAACUGCGACAAGGGCCCUGAUUCAGACAAAAAGGCCUUUGCAGACUUUGUGAAAGAAUUGCGCUACGAAUUUGAUGCUGCCGGUGGUUACCUUUUGACAGCAGCGGUUUCUCCGAGCAAAACUGUCGUGGACGCAGGCUAUGACGUUCCUGCUGUUGGCAAAUAUCUUGACUAUGUGUCGGUUAUGACCUACGAUUUCCACGGCCAUUGGGACAAGAAAACUGGACACGUUGCGCCAUUGUACGAGCAUGAGGAUGACGAUUUCUACUUCUUCAAUGCCAAUUAUUCUAUUAACUAUUGGCACGAGCAAGGAGUUCCUAAAUGCAAACUCAUCAUGGGAAUGCCACUCUAUGGUCAGUCUUUCACAUUGGCUAAACCUUCCGAAAAUGGAUUGAACGCCCCUGCAACUGGACCUGGUCAGGCCGGCGAGUUCACAAGAGCCGCCGGAUUCCUUUCAUAUUACGAGAUUUGCGACCGAAUUAAAAACAAGGGAUACAGUGUCGUGCAAGAUCCACAGGGUCGAAUGGGCCCCUACGCUUACAAGGAUCGUGACUGGGUCAGCUUUGACGACGUCAAUACGUUGAUAAAGAAGGCUCAAUUCGUCGCAAAAAUGGGAAUUGGCGGCAGCAUGAUAUGGGCUCUCGAUUUGGAUGACUUCAAGGGAACUACUUGUGGGCAAGGAAAGUACCCUCUUCUGUCAGCCAUCAACAGCCACAUGUGCAGCGGAUCCGUAAGCGAUACAACUCAGCAAGCAGCUCAGCCACCAAUGCAGUCUAUUACUGACGCUCCAAAGGAACCUAUUACCCAAGCGCCGAUGUCACCUGAAUUUGUUCCCGAAAGUAUUCCAACCAAGGCUCCAGCGGCGACGCAGAAACCAAUGCAGAGCACUCAGGCCCCAGCAGAAACCCCCACGAGCGUUGUCGUGCCUCAGCCAGUUACGCCGGGACCUGGAACUGACGUGGCUUCUUGCCAAGGAUCAAAUUCUCCUUGCGGCCCAUACAAAGUAGUUUGCUACUUCACAAAUUGGGCUUGGUACAGACAAGGAAAUGGAAAGUAUCUGCCAAGCGAUAUUGAUGCUUCCCUCUGUACACACAUUGUGUACGGUUUCGCGGUUCUUGACGGCUCCUCUCUACUGAUUAAACCUCACGAUUCAUGGGCUGAUCUCGACAAUAAAUUCUACGAGAAGGUUGUAGCUUUGAAAUCCAAGGGCGUCAAAGUGCUCCUCGCCAUCGGUGGAUGGAACGAUUCGGCUGGUGACAAGUACUCAAAACUUGUAAAUAAUCCCGGAGCUAGAGCGAGAUUUAUCGACCACGUCUUGAAAUUCAUUGAUGAAUACGGAUUUGAUGGUUUGGAUUUGGACUGGGAAUACCCUGUUUGCUGGCAAGUUGACUGCAAAAAGGGCCCCGCAUCAGAUAAGACAGCUUUCGCAGCAUUUGUCAAAGAGCUGAGGGCCAAGUUUGGUCCCAACAGACUCCUUUCAUCGGCAGUUUCCCCAAGCAAAUACGUUGUAGAUGCUGGAUAUGACGUUCCGACCUUGUCCAAGAAUCUUGACUGGAUCGCUGUGAUGACCUACGACUAUCACGGACAGUGGGACAAGAAAACCGGACACGUUGCUCCAAUGUAUGCCCAUCCAGAUGACUCGGACGCAACCUUCAACACCAAUUACACCAUUAACUACUGGAUUAAAAACGGCGCCAGCCCUUGCAAACUUGUCAUGGGAAUGCCAAUGUAUGGACAAAGCUUCAGCCUUGCAGAGACGACAAAUAACGGAUUGAACGUGCCAACAUACGGUGGUGGAGAAGCCGGCGAUGAAACAAGAGCCAGAGGAUUUUUGUCUUACUACGAGAUUUGUCAACGAAUUAAAACCAAGGGAUGGAAGGUGGUCCAGGAUCCGUUAAAAACUAUGGGACCAUACGCAUAUCUGCGAGAUCAAUGGGUGUCCUUUGACGAUCAAGCAAUGAUCAGAUACAAAACAGACUUCAUCCGUAAGAUGGGCCUGGCUGGCGGCAUGAUCUGGGCCUUGGAUUUGGACGACUUCCGUAAUCUCUGUGGCUGUGAAGCCCAUCCUCUGCUCAAAACCAUUAACAGAGGCCUUUGCAGACUCGACACUCCAGCCCUAGACUGCAGCCUGUCUUUGCGAAGCGAAAUUGACGAGGAUACCGUAAAACUGAUCUCAGAACCUGGAGAGGAAGAAACGAACCCAAAUGAUCUCAGAGAAGAUUGCACCUACUCUGGCUUGCAAAAGCAUCCUUCUAGCUGCACGCAAUAUACUCAGUGCGUGAAUGGCAUUAAAAUAACCCGCAAUUGCCCUCCCGGUACAAUUUUCAUUACUGAGAAGCAGAAUUGUGAUUGGGCACCAAAGGACGGCACUUGUUUCCCGCAAGAAAGCUCAGGCGGUGAGUCUCCCCAAGUACAGGCUCCUGCUAGUCCUACUCCAACCCCUUCAGCACCAAGACCCACACCGAAACCUCAACCUGUAACCGAGCGACCCGUUUUCCCUCCUCAAACUGGCGGCAAACAAUGCUCCGACGAAUUUGUGCCGCAGACUGGAAAAGACAUGAAGGUUGUUUGUUACUUCACCAACUGGGCCAUAUACAGACCCGGCAUUGGAAAAUAUCGCGCUGAGGACAUUGACACCAAUCUGUGCACACACGUUCUUUAUGGCUUUGCAGUUUUGGAUGGUUCCACACUCUUGAUCAAGUCGCACGAUCCCUGGGCAGAUUUCGACGAUGGACUUGCGCUUUACUCGAAGGUCACCGCUUUGAAACAGAAGGGCAUCAAGGUCCUCCUGGCGUUGGGAGGCUGGAACGAUUCUCUCGGCGAUAAAUAUUCUAGGCUUGUAAGCACUCAAGCUUCAAGAAGCAGAUUUAUCACUCAAGCUCUAGAGUUUAUUGACAAAUACAAGUUUGACGGACUUGAUCUUGAUUGGGAGUAUCCUAAGUGCUGGCAGGUUGACUGCAAUAAGGGACCAGACGCUGACAAAGAGAAUUUCGCUUAUCUCGUCAAGGAACUGAGUGCCCAGUUCAAGCCUAAAGGAUUGCUCUUGUCAGCAGCUGUCUCGCCCAGCAAAAUGGUCAUCGAUGCUGGUUAUGACGUGCCCGUUCUCUCGCAGUACCUGGACUGGAUUUCUGUGAUGACCUACGACUACCACGGACAAUGGGAUAAAAUGACUGGACACGUCUCUCCGUUCCGCGUCCAUGAAAAUGACACAAACGUUUACUUCAACACUGAAUAUACUAUGAAUUACUACAUCAAGAAGGGCGCAGAUCCAAAGAAGCUGGUAAUGGGUAUUCCCCUUUAUGCUCAGAGCUUCACCAUCAUCGAUCAAUCAAAUACUGGACUUGAUUCCAAAUCCUCAGGACCAGGAUUGGCAGGCGAAUUCACGCGUGCUGCUGGCUUCACUGCCUUCUACGAAGUUUGCCACAUGGUUAAACAGCAGCAAUGGACCGUCGUGCGAGACCCGAGCGGAGCAAUGGGUCCAUAUGCUUACAGAGGAAAUCAGUGGAUGUCCUACGACGACGUUGACAUUAUCAGAGAUAAGAUGACAUUCGUGAAAAAGCUCGGCAUCAGCGGAGCGAUGAUUUGGGCGCUUGACUUGGACGACUUCACAAACAGGUGCGGCUGUGGAAAAUACCCGCUACUCAGAACCAUCAACGAGGAACUUCGAGGACAAGGAUGCAAACUGAAUGCUUGCACGUAACCAAAAAACUGAAAACAGCACUGGCUUGCCAUAUCCCUAGUUGCAAUGAUAAGAGUUCAAAACGAUUUUGUAUGCUUUCCACAUCAUGAUUUCAUUUUGUAGAAUAUAUCCUUCGAGUAACUUAACACACAUUUUGUGAUGUGGAAAUUAUACUCAUGCCUCUACCCAGCGCCGCAAUGAUAAAAAAAUUGUGAAUUAAAGCUUCAAAUGGUUUCCUUGCGAGCUGAGUAUUGGAAUUCCUUGCAUCAAGUGCGAUUUGACAACUGCGGUUAGGAAAUUUUGUCUGGUGUUGGGUAAAAUGUGCCAAGAAAACCCACAAAAGCCCUUAAAAUUUUUGGACGGUAAUAAAUACACCCGAGGUUGAUUUAUGAUUCUUAAAAGAAAUAAAAUAAUUGUAAAAAUAACUUAAAAA
Molecule: messenger RNA, 9201 nt
Organism: Cloeon dipterum
Lineage: Eukaryota; Metazoa; Arthropoda; Insecta; Ephemeroptera; Baetidae
Gene: Cht10
Product: Chitinase 10
Exons: 41
Coding region: 117-8789 (2890 amino acids)
Biological process (GO): chitin catabolic process; carbohydrate metabolic process
Cellular component (GO): extracellular region
Molecular function (GO): chitin binding; chitinase activity
Source: RefSeq, a predicted model, not a curated record